CCCGAGAAGGUUGGCCCGCAUGAAAAGUUGACAAACCUGUUUAAAAAUCUUGACCAACUCGUCUGGCAGUAUCACACGCUCAGUCCUGAGCUAUAAUUUCAGCUGUAGUAGUUCACAGUGUCGCUUCUACUUUGCAUAUGAUAUCACAGGAAAACAGAAGUAGAAGAGAGAAAUCGAGGAUCCUGGUGCCAGAUGCCAUUUUGAAGGUACAGAGAUAAGCAAGUUUAAACAGGAACGCGUCUUUCAAACCAGGAUGGGUGCCAUUAAGUCUAAACAGUUUAAAAAGACUCCUCAGGUUGUCCUCAUGGGUCUGGAUUCAGCUGGAAAAUCCACUUUGCUGUACAGACAGCAGAGGGGAGUGCUGAUGGACACCUCUCCUACCGUGGGCUUUAAUGUUGCAACUGUAGAGUUGAACAAGAAGACCUCACUGACCGUGUGGGAUGUUGGGGGACAGGGGACUAUGAGGCCCAAUUGGAGAUACUACCUGGAGGGAUGUAAAGUACUGGUGUUUGUGGUGGACAGCAGUGAUCAUGCCAGAAUGGGAGAAGCUAAGAAAGCCCUGAAGAAGAUUCUGAGUGAUGAGCAUUUGAAAGGAGUUCCCCUGAUGGUGCUGGCCAACAAGAAAGAUCUGCCAAACUCUAUGACUAUUAGAGACGUGUCGACAUUGCUGGAACUGGAUAGUUACACAGAUCGGGUUUGGGAGAUCCAAGCUUGCAGCGCCAUGAAGGGACUGGGUCUCCAACAAGCCUUUCUCUCUAUAGCUAAACUACUACAUAAAGCGUAAGGAAGGUACUAUCUCACUAUCUAGGGAAAACAAAAAAUGCAGUUCAAACUUAUAGUAUCUUGACAGUCUCCUUUUAUUUAAUUGGAACCUCAGAACGCAAAGUAAAGAGGUUUGAUCAUGGUACUAUCAUACUAAAACCACACCAAGAAUGGAGAGGAAAGAUGACUGACUGAUUUAACGAAUGCACUUGUUCACGGUUUUUGUAUCCUGUAAAUAUUAUGUUUUUUUUACUUGUCUUCAUGUUCUGCACUGCAUCUAUAUAUAUAUAUGUGUGUGUCUGUGUAAUUUAAUGCCCUGUUCAUGUGUCUCCUGUAGUACAGAUUGUCACAAAAAUUUUGAUGACAAUCAUGUGAUACUAUACAUAAUUUUGAAAUAAUAAUUAAAACUUGAGCGC
This is a messenger RNA of Rhinichthys klamathensis goyatoka, 1178 nucleotides long. It is a transcript of the gene arl11, whose product is annotated as ADP-ribosylation factor-like 11. Gene Ontology annotation, molecular function: GTP binding; GTPase activity. The transcript has a single exon. Lineage: Eukaryota; Metazoa; Chordata; Actinopteri; Cypriniformes; Leuciscidae. Gene Ontology annotation, biological process: intracellular protein transport; vesicle-mediated transport. Bases 254 to 784 code for a protein of 176 amino acids. The record is from RefSeq and is a predicted model, not a curated record. Gene Ontology annotation, cellular component: cytoplasm.